UUAUGCAUUGUCACGCUGAUUCAGCUGAUGGUGUGUUCUUUGUGUUGUUUGUCAAAUUCAUAUUCGAUUUUUUCAUUCAUUUUGUGAGAUUCUAUUUUGCCGGUUUUUUGAUUAUAUUUCUUCUUGAAUUUGUUUCUUUUUUCUUGUUCCAGAAUUUAUAUACUUUCAAUUGAUUGUGUCAUUCAUUCAUUGUCAUUAAUACAUAAAUAAUGUUUCGUAAUCAAUAUGAUAAUGAUGUGACCACUUGGUCACCACAAGGCCGAUUACAUCAGGUUGAAUAUGCAAUGGAAGCUGUCAAACAAGGAUCAACAGCGAUUGGAUUAAAAAAUCGUGAUACAUUUGCUGUAUUGGUCGUAUUGAAACGUACAUCACAUGAAUUAUCAUCGUAUCAAAAAAAAUUGGUCCAGGUUGAUGAUCAUAUUGGUGUUGCUAUUGCUGGUUUAACAGCCGAUGGCCGUAUAUUAACACGUUAUAUGCGUAAUGAAUGUCUUAAUGAACAAUUUACACAUGGACAACCAUUAUUAUUGAAUCGUUUAAUGGCGGAUAUGGGAUUGAAAAUGCAAACCUGUACACAACGUUAUGAUCGUCGUCCAUAUGGUGUUGGAUUGAUUGUUGCUGGUUAUGAUAAAACUGGUCCACAUAUUUAUCAAACAUGUCCAUCUGCUAAUUAUUUUGAUUGUAAAUCAAUGGCAAUCGGUUCACGUUCACAAUCAGCUCGUACAUAUUUGGAAAAACAUUUGGAUAAAAUUAUUGAUUGUUCACGUGAUGAAUUAGCCAGACAUGGUCUACUUGCAUUACGUGAAUGUCUACCAAAUGAUACACAAUUAACAACACAAAAUGUUAGUAUCGGUAUUGUUGGCAAAGAUUUUCCAUUUCGUAUAUUUGAAGAUGAUGAUGUAGAACAAUUUUUAAGCCGUUUGACUGAUUCUGAAAAACGUGGCCGUUCAACACAAUCGCAGCCACCAGCUGUACCGGCAAGAGAUUCUAUGGAUGUUGAUGAUGCACAACAACCACCAAGACCAGCCGAUCCUACGGUUGAACAACGUCCGCCUGGACCACAAUAAUUAUUGUUUUUUAGAUUUUUUCAUCGAUAAUUUCAAUGAUAAAUAAUGUCAACGAUUGUCGUAUCAAUUUUUUCUAUUUGUUUGUUUGUCAUUCUUUUAUUGUUACCAUCGAACUAAAUACACCCAAAUGAAAAAAAACCUAUUGCUUUUGCUUUUAUGUAUGUUUCUGGAACACACACACA
Messenger RNA from Dermatophagoides farinae (American house dust mite), 1246 nucleotides. RefSeq names its product Proteasome alpha6 subunit (gene Prosalpha6). The record is from RefSeq and is a predicted model, not a curated record. NCBI's taxonomy places the organism in Eukaryota, Metazoa, Arthropoda, Arachnida, Sarcoptiformes, Pyroglyphidae. Gene Ontology annotation, biological process: ubiquitin-dependent protein catabolic process. Gene Ontology annotation, cellular component: proteasome core complex, alpha-subunit complex; proteasome core complex.